AUGAGCCCGGGCGAGCGAGACGGCGGCAGCGCGCGGAAGGGCGGUCCGGCGGGCGGCGGGGGUCGUCCGGCGGCGAAGGCGGUGGGAGCCUGGGCGGUGAGCGCGCUGUGCCUGCUGCUCUCCCUGGGCUCCGCGGCCGCCUGCCUGCUGCUGGGCGCCCAGGCGUCGGCGCUGCAGGGCCGGGUGGCAGCGCUCGAGGAGGAGCGGGAGCUGCUGCGGCGCGCGGGGGUCCCGGGCGCCCUGUCCGCCUGGGCGGAGCCGCACCUGGAGCGCCUGCUGCGCGAGAAGUUGGAGGGACAAGUCAAGCUCCGGACUGUUCGGGAAGCGCCAUCGGAAUGUGUCUGCCCUCCGGGGCCCCCUGGACGGCGUGGCAAGCCUGGAAGAAGAGGUGAUCCCGGUCCUCCGGGGCAAUCAGGACGAGAUGGCUACCCGGGGCCUCUGGGUCUGGAUGGAAAGCCAGGACUUCCAGGCCCCAAGGGAGAAAAGGGUGCACCAGGAGACUUUGGACCCCGGGGCGACCAAGGGCAAGAUGGGGCUGCUGGGCCUCCUGGGCCCCCGGGGCCUCCCGGGGCUCGGGGCCCUCCUGGCGACACUGGGAAAGAUGGACCCCGAGGAGCACCAGGCCCAGCGGGUCCCAAAGGAGAGGCUGGACAAGACGGUGAGACGGGCCCAAAGGGACCUCCAGGGCCCAAGGGGGAUGACGGGACACCAAGCCAACCAGGGCUCCCUGGACCUCCAGGGCCCAAGGGCGAGCCGGGGAGCGUGGGGCCACGGGGAGAGAAGGGCGUGGACGGAGUCCCGGGGACAAAGGGGGAGCCCGGCCAGCGAGGAGCCGACGGAGCCUCCGGGCUGCGGGGUCCCCCCGGCCUCAAGGGCGAGCAAGGAGACACGGUGGUGAUUGACUACGACGGCAGGAUCCUGGAUGCCCUGAAGGGUCCUCCCGGCCCACCCGGGCCUCCCGGGAUCCCCGGAGCCAAGGGUGAGCUCGGAUUGCCUGGUGCCCCCGGAAUCGACGGAGAGAAGGGUCCCAAAGGACCAAAAGGAGACCCAGGAGAGGCUGGGCCAACUGGACCCAAAGGGGAAGCAGGCGAAAUGGGCCUGUCUGGCCUCCCGGGUGCCCACGGCCCCAAGGGUGAGAAGGGAGAGCCGGCACCAGACAGCCUAUCAGAGAGCCUGGCCCAGAUCAUAGUGGAGCCAGGGCCCCCCGGCCCUCCUGGUCCCCCGGGCCCCAUGGGCCUUCAGGGAAUCCAGGGUCCCAAGGGCUUGGAUGGAGCAAAGGGAGAGAAGGGCGAGUCGGGGGAGAGAGGCCCCAGUGGCCUGCCUGGGCCAGCUGGUCCACUGGGCCUUAUCGGGCUGCCAGGAACCAAAGGAGAGAAGGGCAGACCCGGGGAACCAGGACUAGAUGGUUUCCCUGGACCCCGAGGAGAGAAAGGCGACCGGAGUGAACGUGGAGAGAAGGGAGAGCGAGGCGUCCCUGGCCGGAAAGGAGUGAAGGGCCAGAAGGGCGAGCCGGGACCGCCAGGCCUGGACCAGCCGUGCCCUGUGGGCACUGACGGGCUGCCUGUGCCUGGCUGCUGGCAUAAGUGA
Molecule: messenger RNA, 1587 nt
Organism: Pipistrellus nathusii (Nathusius's pipistrelle)
Lineage: Eukaryota; Metazoa; Chordata; Mammalia; Chiroptera; Vespertilionidae
Source: the annotation of a GenBank genome assembly